Molecule: messenger RNA, 3727 nt
Organism: Gryllus bimaculatus (two-spotted cricket)
Lineage: Eukaryota; Metazoa; Arthropoda; Insecta; Orthoptera; Gryllidae
Source: the annotation of a GenBank genome assembly
UCUGUCAAUGAAAAUUACUGGGCGAAAGGGAAAUGGGAAUUUACAAGCANUGGCGUUGAAAUUGGAAAAGUUACCCAGAAUGCUUUGCGAAACGCUUUUUCCGGUUCCGCAGAAUCCAUAGUCUUUUGAGGAGAGGAGAUCGUGUAGAUACGAUUAGGAGAAGAGUUCUCUUUGAGAUCAAUAAUGGCUCGGACACAAGAUGCAAAGCCUAAGGAGACAAAACCCAAAACUGCCGAGACGCCUAAAGAGAAGAAACCUAAGAAAGCUCCGAAGCCGAAGAAGGAAGUGAAAGAUAAAACGAAGAACCCCAUGCGUGAAGUUAGAAUUCGCAAGCUCUGCCUCAAUAUUUGUGUUGGAGAGUCAGGCGACAGGCUUACCCGCGCAGCAAAGGUGCUGGAACAGUUAACUGGACAACAGCCGGUCUUCUCAAAAGCUAGGUAUACUGUGCGCUCUUUUGGUAUCCGACGUAAUGAGAAGAUUGCAGUACAUUGCACUGUACGGGGCGCAAAGGCUGAAGAAAUCCUUGAGCGAGGAUUGAAGGUCCGUGAAUACGAAUUGAGAAAAGACAAUUUCUCAGACACUGGCAAUUUUGGAUUUGGUAUUCAGGAGCACAUUGAUUUAGGUAUCAAAUACGACCCAAGUAUUGGUAUCUAUGGUUUGGACUUCUACGUUGUUCUUGGAAGGCCAGGAUUCAAUGUAGCCCAUAGGCGAAGAAAGACUGGUGUCGUUGGUGCUCAGCACAGGCUCACUAAGGAAGAUGCAAUGAAGUGGUUCCAGCAAAAGUAUGAUGGUGUUGUCAUGGCCAGCAAGAAGAAUUAAAUUCCUUUUGUAUGAGGGGGAAUUCUAAUAAAAUAUUGAAAGCCAGUGGUAUGUCUUUUAUUGUAUGGCCAUCCUAACUUUGUGAUAUCUAGUUAGUACAGCAUCAAGUUUGUCAUAAUUGGAUUUUCUUAUUAUAAAUAUGAGGGUAUAGCAUACAUUAAUUUGGAGAUUCUUCUAUUCUUCAAAAUUAUUUCAGAAAUGUGAAUAAAAAUUACUUAGGAAUUUAGUGGAUCCAUUGCAUUAUAGUUUGGUGGGGAUUAAUUGUACUUUUAUUCUUCCAAAAAGCACAGCAACCUCAGAUUAAAGUUUGUCACAAGUUUUUCUUACAUUUUUGCUUAUUAUUUGGCUAACUCAAGACCAAAUCUAGUUUCUCAAUGAUAUCAAUUUUCGGAAUAUGUCAAACCGUUCAUACUGCUUGUUGGACAUUUAAAGCAGUAUAUCUUUUUAUCAUUAACAUUCCUUUGAUUUAUUGUUAUGCGUUUCUUUUCCUUUAUGAAGUCUGUAAGAAUGAGACUGGAGUGCAGCAGUGGGGAUACAUAUAAAAUUCAUUGGCAAGUAAUUGCACUACCACAUUUAGUGGCAUCAUGUGGGGAAAUAAGGAAUUUCUCUUUGUUCAGCAAAUAACAUUGCAUGUACUAGUUCAAUGUCAUCUUCACAUUGGUUUGAAGUGAAAAUUCUGUUAACUUGAUCACUGAGCUGGAUAUCCAUUAAAGAUUCAUCCAUUGACAGUGCAACAUUGCCAAACUUAGAGUAUGAUUAGCUGCUGACACUUAAUCUCCCCUCACACACGCACACAUUGUCAAGUCUUCUUGUUUCUUCUUUCUCUGUUCUGGUUUGAUUAGUGCAGUGCUUUUGGUUGUAUGGUUUGAUUAAAAUGUUUAAGAAAGGAAUGGUUACUACUAGAGUGAAUGAAAUGUGGGAACUUCAGUAAUUUGAUGUGUUAAAUAUUUUUUUGUUCAGAAACUAAUUGGAAAGCUUCAAACAUCUUCCGUAAAUAACACUCAAGAUUUUGCAUAAUUCUUGAUUUGUAAUUUAAAUAUUUUUAACAUUCACAAGCACUUUCUUUUUAUUUUCUUCUUGUACCUUGUUUCAAUUCUCUAACUACUUUGCCUGCAUUCAGUUUUUGCUGAGCAAAUUACUGUACACUAAACAUGCAGUGACUACUGUGGAUUUAAUGAUUAAUUGAAUGUGGUGUAUUACAUAAUUUAAUAUAAUUUAUAGAAUACCUUCUUGGGAACUUCUGCAGUUAGUAUGUAUAUCUUAAGAAUUGUGAAAUGUUAAUUUUGCCGGUGGAUCCAGUCCAUACUCUAGACCAAUCUUGCUAUCCAGGAAUGUACCACACUGUUUUUUAUUCUGUGAACCUUAUCCUAUCAGCUAAUUCUGACUAGAGGAAAUGGCCAAGAGUUUGAUUCUCCCAUCUACAAAGAUGGACCAAUUUAUUUGGACAUUUGGCUCAACCCUAGUCUACAAGCCCCAACAUGCUGAGUCUGGUUUUAGACAGUCUGCAGCUAAUGUUUGUUUGAUCCCUGAAAGUAGUAUGUGUAAAUGACAUAAUUAUCAAAAUACUAUAACAUUUUUUUUUUUUAUUGAAGAAAUAUCUUGUAAAUAUAUAUGAAACUAGUCAUUGACAGCUCGAGUUGAAAAAUCCACACCUUACCGCCCAGUGGCUGUAUUACUGUUCUAUGACACUUUGAUACCCUUGCGUGGCCUUGAGCAACAAGUAUCUGGCUGCAGGCAUAUGAUUUUCUAAGUGUGAAUAGAAGCAAUGUCUGUUUUCCGCUCAGUCAUGAGAGAGAAUUCUCGAACAGCUGAUCUUGCAGCUGAAGCCCCUCUCCUAUGUCCAGAUGUCACGACCGAAUUGAGUGUUGCUGAGAUAGAGUAUUUAAAACUGGAUUACAGAUGCGUCCAUUUCAUUAAGAACAUCUCGUGUGUCUCUGCCAAUGGCAUUAAAUUCACAGGAAUUCUGUUUUAUGAGGAUUUUUCCCCCUGCGGGAUGUGAAAACCCAUUCCUUUUUUAUAUUGGAGAGGUUCCUUUUAAUACUGUAUAUAGAAUGCCAUUUAACUUCAGGGGCUGGAGGAAUUUUUCAGUUAAAGCAGGUUUCCGGCUUGUACAGGGUCUUGUUUAGAUAGGUUUUGCUGUAUUAAAAACAUUUACUUUCUUCGAUAGGGUCUAUCUCAAAAGAAUUGGAUUUGGUCAUUUUGUUCAGUAUGUUUCAAUCGAUAGCAGAAACGAAUGAAACUAAUUGCAUGUCUGAGUGUAUCUUGUCCAUGAUGGUCCAGUUGGCCACGGACAGUUUAGAUAUUUAAAUGCCAGAAAUAGCAAGGGUAUAUAAAUGCUAAAAUCCAGCAAAUGACACAUAAUCUUAGUAAAUACAAAACAUUUUAUUUUCAGAACCGUACUAUCCACUCGAAACACAGAUUCUCCAACAUGUGUAUUGGAUUAUUCUUUACUAUAAAUAGUAACUAAAAAGUAAUUUAAGUUCAACAAAAAAAAAUAUCGUGACUUAAAUGAAUUUGUUUUCCAAAGCAUUUUGAAUUAACAUUGAGAAAUUCAAAUAGUUGUAAAUUACAUUUCCUCCUAAAAGGGCCAGUAUGUAGAUACUGUAAGAAGUCAAAAAUAAAAUUUUACAAAAUCCUAAAGGGGGGUGAAGUAAUAUUUAUUUUUCAAUUCAGCUCCAGGACCCAAGGAUUAUUUAUGGGAGAAUUAUGCAGCUUGCAUCCUUCAAGUGUUGAGAUCUGACGCUAGCCUCAAAAUUGUAAGAUUUUUAAGUUGUUUGGCCAUGGAGGGGCAGCACAGUGGUGGUGAAUUGGAAGUUGGUAGAGAUUGUAUAAGACAAGGUUCGAGUGGUUGGGAACAAAACCUUGUUCCCUUGCUAGCCUGUUAUUGUUAUGCAAUGUUUUUAUUGCA